ACUGCGAACACCAAAAGUCUGAUACUAAGUGUGCGACAUGUGGAAAUGGCUUCUUCACUAACGACUAUAACAGCAAUUACAACUGGUGCCAUAAUUGCAGACCGUGCACCAAAGACCAUAUGAUGUAUAAGAAGAACUGUACGACAACAAGUAAUGCAGUGUGCACAUGUGUUGAGGGCUACAGAUGCACAGACAGUGAUUGCCAAGAGUGUGAGAAAAUUCAGACAGCCACUGUUUCUUCAACUAUUACUACAACAAUACCGCCCACCCAUGAUAUAAUGUGGAUCUCGGUGAGUCUGUGUUGUGCGUGUGUGUGUGUGUGCGUUCUGCUCACCUGUUUCCUUCUCAUCAGCAGAAAUGCACGACAAUAUGGAUGGAUCAUGCCAGCAUCACCUGACAAGAGCAACUCUGGAUCCAGCCAGUGCACAGAAGAAGAGGAGGUACCAAUGCCAGUGCAGGAGAUGUGUGGAAAAACUGAAAAACUGGAGGAUGUCUGAGAAAAGAGCAGGAAGAAGACCACUGAUGCGUCUAUGGAUUGAGUAUUUAAUCUGAUACAAACCUGCAAAAUCUGCACUCAGGUGGCCCAUCUGAAGGUUUUGUGAGAAUGACUGUCCUUCCUGAGAAAUGCUGAGAUAGAGAGAGAUUUGUGUUGCCACUGCACAUAACAUACAACAUAGAGCUAAUCUUUUUCAACAAAUGAAGGUUUUAUUCUCUGCUCGCUUGUUUGUAUUUAUAAUUGGGUAGUUUUUUGGACACCAUGCCUAUGGACUUUUCUAAGUGUAAAUGAAUGUAUGAGGUAAAGUGCAAGUAAAGUUAUUGUUUAUGAAGCUUUUCAUUUAUUUUAACAUGUCUCAAAGUAAUAUGAAUUUAUAGAAACUGCAUCUAUAAAAUGAUAAUAAAAUGAACAAAAUAUUGUUUCAAAUAUUUUAAAAAGCCGUUUUUGAUGAGAAUAUAGCAUGUCAUUUCCUAGAAGUAUCUUACAUUAUGUCAACUACCUACCCAGUUGUAUAAAAUAGAAAUUGUAUUUGUAUUUGUAUUUGCUAUCUUGCAGUGAAAUUAAUGAAGUACUCUGAGAAACAUAUACAAAAUAAAACUUUAUUGGUUUUAUUGCA
This is a messenger RNA of Carassius carassius (crucian carp), 1112 nucleotides long. It is a transcript of the gene cd27, whose product is annotated as CD27 molecule. Lineage: Eukaryota; Metazoa; Chordata; Actinopteri; Cypriniformes; Cyprinidae. Gene Ontology annotation, cellular component: external side of plasma membrane. The record is from RefSeq and is a predicted model, not a curated record. The coding region runs from base 120 to 497 and encodes 125 amino acids. Gene Ontology annotation, biological process: negative regulation of apoptotic process. The transcript has 4 exons.